Messenger RNA from Cantharellus anzutake, 2059 nucleotides. RefSeq lists its product as uncharacterized. The record is from RefSeq and is a predicted model, not a curated record. The coding region runs from base 477 to 1934 and encodes 485 amino acids. The transcript has a single exon. Lineage: Eukaryota; Fungi; Basidiomycota; Agaricomycetes; Cantharellales; Hydnaceae.
GGCCCUAAAACGGCAGCUAGAGCGAAUCGAAUUGCUCAAGCGUAAAAAGCUUGCCGGGAAGGUGGUCUUGGCGGCCGAGGUAUCUCAGGAGAUUGGUAACGUGAAGUCCUGCGUCGGUGAUGUUAUUUCGCGUUUUGCAGUUCGUUUUGUCCGUUUUCUGACUGAUUGAUGACUGACUGAGGCAUAAUCUAUAGACUGUCGCGACAACUUUGAAUCUCCUUCACACAAUUCAGUUAUCGGUGGAUUGUUCGUUUUUUCUCGGUUGAAUUCCACUGCUUUAACUCAAUUAUAUUUCAGAUGAACUCUCAAAACUGUAUAAAACGGAUGCAGAUUACUACGCUGUUCGCAGCAAGUCGGAAUGCGUGGAAGGCACGCAUGCUGGGAUCCAGACAUCGAUACUCGACCAGUUACAGAAAGGGAAGCACCGAUUUGUAUGGUUACGAGGCUCUCCGGGGACUGGAAAGACUGCUAUAUCAAUGAGCAUUGCCUCCACCCUCGACAAACAGGGUGGCUUGGCGGCGUCUUUUUUCUGGGAUAUAACUCAAAAAGGAACGGGACUCGAUUCGAUCGAACAUUUUCCAUCCACCCUCGCACGUCAGCUUGCCUUGUUCAAUGCAGACUAUGAGAACUUGCUCGUCAGGCAUCUGCGACAGCAGCCAUCACCGAAGGAUGUUCCGGGUUCUACUCUGAAGAAGCAGAUGGAGGCCUGGGUUAUCGAUCCUAUGCGAGAGCUUGAACAGUUGCUGUCCUUGAGUGAGGAGCACUUCAUCAUCGUUUUAGAUGGUCUCAACGAAUGUGGUGAUCAGGAGGCACUCCAGUCACUCAUGGAGCUCGUACUUUCCCUGGCUGAGCUUCCGGACCCAUUCGCUAUAUUCGUCGGCUGUCGUCCGGAAUCACCAGUUGUGUCGGCAUGGACAGAAGCUCGAAAUCGGGGCCUUGUCAUACCGUGUCAAGAUGUGGAUUUAAUCCCGGAGGCUGAGAAGUUCCACACUCUACGUCGCAUGGUUGAGGAUGGGCUUCGGGAUAGUAUCAACGGAUCCAGUUGGAAACCAUCAAAGGAAGACCUCGAUGGUUUCACUUCAGCUUGUCGUGGAUUACCUGUUAUUGCCUCAAUCCGAGUUCGAGAUGUGGAUCUUAGUACACGUCGUGGUGAAACCCUUCGAUCUGAAUUCGAGUACUUCCGCAAUCUCAUUGAUCCACCUGUUAACGUUAUGUCAGAGCACCUGCGCAUACUCCGACGCGCCUACAUGGUCGGCUCGUCCGGAGUUCGUCUAAGUAUAGCCAAGAAGUAUCGCGAAGUAGUUGGCACGAUGGUUGCGGCACAUGAGCCGCUCAGUGUGCAAGACAUGGCACACCUUCUCAGUGUCGCUGAGGCGGAGAUCUAUGCGAUACUGCAACCAAUCAGCUCAAUGGCCAUUCUCCCUUUGCAGAGCACUGAGAAUCUUAAAUUCCGUGAUGCAAUGGUGAAGGAGUUCAUAACGGGGGAUCCAAUCGGUAAUGCAAAUGACCGGGUUUUCUUUAUUAGUGAUGUGAAAGGAUAUUUCCUUGGACUGCCGCUCCUUCGAGUUUUCAAUGACAGCUGUGAUCGGAACACACUCGGGAUACCCACUGAACCUCCUUUAGGAGAUAGAAUGAAAUGGAGAGAUUUCUGGCCGUCGUCUCAGCUGCGUUCUUAUUUUGUUUAUCCCCAUCUCAAAUACCUCACUUAUGCUGCCAACUUUUUACUCGGCCACUUGGAUCCCUCGGAACUUUUCUCACAAGAGUCCAAUGAAUUGCAACAGGAGUUCAAUUCCUUUCUUACGCGAAACUUGCAUGUAUUCACGCUCCUGAUGACGCGCCCGUUUGAAGUGCCUCAAGAAUGGCUUCAAUCCGAAGUAAGUCAUGCAUAUCAUAUUUAUUUGAAUAAUAUAAUGUCACAUUUGACAGCAUUCUGAUACUAUUAAACUUCUGGGUGAAGUUGAAAGAGCACGGCAGCGUCUCGGAUCUAGAGUGGUGGCAGGUGGGGAAUCCAUAGAUUCCCCAUGGAAUCUCUAUCGAUCAUUCCUUCCUUUCACCCCAU